GUCCAGGGAACUCAGCGUAAAAUCUUGCUAUAAUGUCCCGCACCAUCUGCGUGGAAAACUUAAAAGCAUGCUGCGUGCCGAGGGGCGCGAUCGGGCGAGCAAGCUGGAGCAGAUGGACUCAAGCCCCAAAGCACACCUGAGACUAUUUUUGUAGCUGAAUGGGUGACAAACCUUCAAUCGCUUCACAUACUCAACGCAUUGUGCAGGACAGGGUCCCCCAGCCUGGUUGCAGGGAUGUACCAGGAGGUGGCCUUCUUGGCAGGCAGCACUGACCACCAGUUCACAACCUUCCGCUUCAACCGUGUAGAAAAUCCACAGGAGGUCACGUCCAAAAAGGGUUUGUUCUACAAAAGAGCCCAGGUUCUGCUCCAACCUCAGCCCAACCAGCAGGAUGGAGAUGGAUCAGGCCUGGCUGACAGGGCAGCCAUAAUAAAUGUGGGGGGGAUCAAGUAUCACAUCCCCUGGUCCACACUGGAUGAGUUCCCAUUGACACGACUGGGCAAGCUGCGCAGCUGCAGCAACGAAGCCGAGAUCAUGGACGUGUGUGACGACUAUGACGGCAGUCGCAACGAGUACUUUUUCGACCGAAACCCAUCUGCUUUUCGCAUCAUUGUGACUUUCCUGGCAGCGGGGAAGCUGAGGCUGCUGAGGGAGAUGUGUGCAUUGUCCUUCCAGGAGGAGCUUCUAUACUGGGGCCUAGAGGAUAACAACCUUGAAUGGUGUUGCCUUAGGAAGCUGCGUCUGAGGCAGGAGGAGUACAAGGAGCAGCAAAGGCUAGAGGAGGAGGAGGCUGAGCUCACCUCACCACAGUCCUGCGAGGAGAGCCAACAGCCUCCAGGAGGACUGGAGGAGACCCUCUCAGGGGGUUGCAUGCGAAGGCUGAGGGACAUGGUGGAGAACCCGCACUCGGGCCUGCCCGGCAAAAUCUUUGCUUGUCUGUCUGUGCUGUUUGUAGCCAUCACUGCUGUAACGUUGUGUGUCAGCACCAUGCCUGACCUCAGAGCAGAGGAGGAGAGGGGUGAGUGCUCCCAGAAGUGCUAUAACAUCUUCGUUCUGGAAACGGUCUGCGUCGCCUGGUUCUCCCUGGAGUUCCUGCUGCGCUUCAUUCAGACUCAGAGCAAGUGCAUGUUCCUGCGUACGCCGCUGAACGUCAUCGACGUGGUGGCCAUCCUUCCCUACUACAUCACCCUCGUUGCGGACUCUCUCUCGGUGGGAGGGAAGCCUGCAGGCUCAGGGAACAACUACCUGGAGAAGGUGGGUUUGGUUCUACGAGUUCUCCGAGCCUUACGGAUCUUCUAUGUGAUGAGGUUGGCUCGCCACUCCCUGGGUCUGCAGACGCUCGGCCUGACGGUGAAGAGGUGCACGCGUGAGUUUGGCCUGCUGCUGCUCUUCCUCUGCGUGGCCAUGGCUCUCUUCUCCCCACUGGUGUUCCUCGCUGAGAGUGAAAUGGGCGCCAAGCAGGAAUUCACCAGCAUCCCCGGCAGCUACUGGUGGGCUGUCAUCUCCAUGACGACGGUUGGUUACGGUGACAUGGUUCCUAGGAGCAUCCCGGGUCAGGUGGUAGCGCUCAGCAGCAUCCUGAGCGGCAUCCUCCUCAUGGCCUUCCCCGUCACCUCCAUCUUUCAUACCUUCUCCAGGUCCUACGUGGAGCUGAAGGAGGAGCAGAACCGAGCGCUGAGGCAGAAGCCAGACUCGCAGGACAGCACCAAGUCGCAGAACAGCGAGGACUCUCAGGAGACGGACAGCUACCAUGGCACCGCAGAGGCCACGGCGGCGGCGGUGCAGAGGAGGAAGUCCAUGGCUGCUCCGAGGGCUGCUGAGAUUAGAGCAUCCAUGCGCACUUAAGCUUUCCAUCUGAGAUCAAGUAACAUUCUGGGAAGGCUGUGAUGCCCAUGCUGAAAAUUAAAGAUGACAAGCUGCAGAACUAUGAGGGAAGAGGAGAUUUUCUACUCUGGAACUCUUUGAUUGUGUGACAUGUCUGUGCAUCAGACUGUAUCCGAGGAUCGCUACUUUUACAAAGGAGCAGCAAAAAUCUUUUCUUUUCUUUGCACCAAUUUUACUUCAAAAUUCGAGAAACAGCACAAUAUUGCUGAUUAAACACCUUUAGCAACAUAAGACUGAAUGCCGGGAAAUUUGUGAAAAGGAAAUCUAACACUAUAGCAUCACAUUCUGUUCUUCAGAGCUUGGACUAUAAUGCACAAUGCGUUUUACUCUGAAAUAAAGGCGUUUGCUAAUUCAUCAAACAUGCAUUAUAUGAAGAUAUAUACAGCAGAAACCAGAUAUGCACAUACACUGUAUAAAAAUACACUGUUUUUCUCACUAACACUAAAUCAGAAAAACAUUUCCUUUUUUAGGUCAGUUAGGAUUACCAAAAUGAUUAGUUUACUAAAUGUUUAGAAGUUCACAUAUACUCAGAGUUUUGGAAAGCUGAGAUGAUGAUGUCAUCAGCCUUGUAAGGUAUUUGAGGAGACAGUUAUAGAUGACUGUGUACCAGAGAUGAAUGUGUUGUGUUGCAAAAUGUCCGUAUCAUCAAAAGCAAAAGACAUUGGAAAGAUGCUGGCCAGUUGGCAAGGAAGAAGCCAAAACAAAAAACAACAUAAAAAAGGGAGAUUACAGUUCACUCAGGGACAAAGAUUUUAAGCUUUGGAGACAUGUCAUAUGGUCUUAUAAAACAGAAAUUGAAGUGUCUGGCCAUACUGAUCGUUGUUACAUUUGAAAGAGAGAGGGAGAAGCUUUCAAGCCAGAAAACAACAUCCCAUCUGGGAAGUAUGGGUGUCACAGCAUCAUGUUGUGUGGGUGUUUUGCUACAAGAGGGACUGGUGCACUUCUAAAAUAUAUGGCAUCAUGGGGAAAGAACAUUAUGUGGAAUUAAUUCUCGAGAAAUCAGGCAUGAAGUUAAAGCUUGGGCACAAAUUGGUCAAAAAAGACAAUGUCCCAAAGCCUACCACCAAGCGGCUUAAAGAGUAAGAAUUCAAUGUUUUUUUUGUGGCCACCACAAAAAAUUAUGUCAGUCACAUACAAAAUUUGUGGGGAGAUCUGAAAAGAUGUGUUUGAGCAUGGCUGCCUACAAAUCUGACUCAGGCACUGUUUACAACGAUCCAUUGAAAAGGGUGAUUUUUUUUCUGUUUCUGUUAACAUGUCUACAUGACAACGUUUUAAUUACAAUCUCGGUGCACAUGGCAACAGUAGUGUAAAUAGUGCAAUUUGCCCGCCACGCUAAUAGUUGGUGGUAUGUUCUUUUAAACUCAAUGACAUGCGCAAACACUUCCUCCUUACAAAACAGGGAAGAAGAUUUGUUGGAGAACCAUCAUUAUAUUCAAAACAGCCAGCAGCACAAGCAGGUACCCUACAAUUUGCCAUUGUUAUUGUUGAUUUCUUUGUCUCCUGUGGGUUUUAAACUGGUCAGCAGCUGUUAUGUUGUGCACGUAUACAUUCAGUCAGUCAGUCAUUUUCUAUACCGCUUCUUCCAUAGUGGGUCGCGGGGAAGCCGUUACUUAUCUCCAGCAGUCUAUGAGCGGGAGGCGGGGUACAACCUGGACAGGUCACCAGUCCAUC
Messenger RNA from Girardinichthys multiradiatus, 3555 nucleotides. RefSeq names its product potassium voltage-gated channel, subfamily G, member 2 (gene kcng2). The record is from RefSeq and is a predicted model, not a curated record. Gene Ontology annotation, molecular function: protein binding; voltage-gated potassium channel activity. Gene Ontology annotation, cellular component: voltage-gated potassium channel complex; membrane. Gene Ontology annotation, biological process: potassium ion transmembrane transport; protein homooligomerization. NCBI's taxonomy places the organism in Eukaryota, Metazoa, Chordata, Actinopteri, Cyprinodontiformes, Goodeidae. Bases 235 to 1845 code for a protein of 536 amino acids. The transcript has 3 exons.